GUUCCUUUUCCUCUUUUUCCUUAUUUCCUAUCUGGGUCUCAUUCAUUCUUUGCUUUCCUACUCAACGCUCUCUUUCCUGCUGUGCAGAUUGCCGUUCUUUGCUGCAUCAACACUCUACCACUUCAGCAUCAAUCUCUCUCUAUUCCAUCAGCCAACAUGCCUGUCCCAACCUACAACGCCAAGCCCUUGAGCAUGAUGCUCGUGGGUGCUCGCGGCCUUCAAGUCAUCUGCAUGAUUAUCAUAAUUGGCAUCUGCUCCAACUUUGUCCAGAUGAUUGUCACGACGGGUGUGGAGCCGCCCCAGGAGUUUGUUGGCACACUGAGUGUGGCCUGCAUUGCGACUCUCUACAUCAUGGUCAGCGUUGGUUACUACUGGUCUCAAGCCAACCUCGGUCUUCUCGUCAUGGCUGGUGUCGACUCGCUGCUUCUCAUUGCCUUUAUCGUCUGCGCAGUCACGCUUGGAAAGCCCAUGUCUUUCCUCAACUGCUAUGUCAUUGGCAAGACGUCGGCCGAGAUUGACGCGCAGUACGCCAAUGCCUUUGUCACGGCCACGGUGGAGAACCUCAACAAGUCCAUCUCCAGCCUGGGCCACUGGGCGGGUGUGACUCGCAGCAACUGCUUCCAGGCCAAGACUGUCUGGGGCAUGACUAUUGCUCUCUGCAUUCUCUUCACUGUUUCAUCCGUUCUUCUGCCUACUCUCUGGUACAAGAACAACAUGAAGAAGCCAGCCAAGACGGUCGAGGAAGCUUAGAUGAAGACUGGCCAAGUGAGCGUCUCAGAUCAACCAACGAAUCCGCAAAAGGACUUGUUCAAGCAAGCCUUGCCAAUCCCUACCACCUCCCUUUCCUAUCUGUCAAAACCACAAAAACAGUAUGCAUCGCGACGGAGUUUGGAGUUUUUCUUUCUGCUCGGACAUUGAGUGUCCCUAAUCCUAAUGGAUAUUACCGG
Messenger RNA from Exserohilum turcica Et28A, 947 nucleotides. RefSeq lists its product as uncharacterized. Lineage: Eukaryota; Fungi; Ascomycota; Dothideomycetes; Pleosporales; Pleosporaceae. The record is from RefSeq and is a predicted model, not a curated record. The coding region runs from base 157 to 750 and encodes 197 amino acids. The transcript is spliced from 3 exons.